AUGGAAAUUGCAGGACUAAUCUUCGAGCAUGUAUUCAGGUAUUUCGGUAUUCCUGAAGAUAUUGUCUCUGACCGUGGUACUCAAUUUACCUCCAGAGUCUGGAAAGCUUUCUUCAAACGCCUAGGUGUGGCUUACCUCCCAUGGGCCGAGUACGCACAAAACUCCUUGAGACAGCAAACUACUGGCUUAACGCCUUUCCAGUGUGUACUCGGCUACCAACCACCUUUUUUCCCUUGGUCAGAUGAGCCUUCGGAUGUCCGGUCUGUUUACCAUUGGUUCCGUGAGAGUGAGAGGGUAUGGAACUCGGCGCAUCAUCAGUUGCAGGGAGCCGUUAGAAGACACGAGGGCUGCUGUCACUCGUCGUUCAUCCACUCCGUGUUACCAAGUAGGUCAAAAGGUCCUGGAGCUGAAGAAGUACCCCCACCUACCCUAGAAGAAGACACCGGGAUCUACUCGGUGAAGGAGACCCUGGAUUCCAGACGUCGGGGUGGGGCUCUACAGUAUCUCGUCGAUUGGGAGGGGUAUGGACCUGAGGAACGUUCAUGGGUGCCCCGAGAUGACAUUCUGGACCCCAAUCUCCUCUGGGAGUUCCAUGAGUCACACCCAGGCAGACCCGCACCUCGACCCAGAGGCCGCCCACCUCGACGCUCUGGUGUUCCAGGUCCUCUGGAGCGGACCGUGAAGGGGGGGGGGUACUGUCACGGAGUCACCAGUCAUUCAAGCUCCAGACUCCCGUUUGCUUCUCAACAAUCGGCUCUCUUUCCUUCUCCCUCACCUUCGGGGCUACAGGAUUAUCUUCCCACCUCUACUAGCUCCAGUCUUGGAUCCUGUCUCUCCUUUCCCUGUGUUCUCCCCAGUGUUUGUGUUUGUGUGUGUGCGUGCUGCAACCUGGUGGUGCUUCGUACAGCUCAAGUACGAUACAUCUGUUCACGGACUUUAAUAAACUUCACUUUGUCUUUGCUUACCCUGGCUCAUGGCAUGUGUAUCAUUACAGGUGUUUAGACUUGUGGUAUUUUUUUAUUUACAUUUUUUAUUUCUUUUGAUUUCUUUUUGUUGCAAUAUUCCAUUAAACAUGUACCAAGUCUGCCAUUUAUGUUACUCUUAUU
This is a messenger RNA of Tachysurus fulvidraco (yellow catfish), 1106 nucleotides long. RefSeq lists its product as uncharacterized. Lineage: Eukaryota; Metazoa; Chordata; Actinopteri; Siluriformes; Bagridae. The coding region runs from base 1 to 1002 and encodes 333 amino acids. The transcript has 4 exons. The record is from RefSeq and is a predicted model, not a curated record. Gene Ontology annotation, molecular function: nucleic acid binding.